Drosophila bipectinata is the source of this 3733-nucleotide messenger RNA. It is a transcript of the gene Fs(2)Ket, whose product is annotated as Importin subunit beta Fs(2)Ket. Lineage: Eukaryota; Metazoa; Arthropoda; Insecta; Diptera; Drosophilidae. The record is from RefSeq and is a predicted model, not a curated record. Gene Ontology annotation, biological process: protein import into nucleus. Gene Ontology annotation, molecular function: small GTPase binding; nuclear import signal receptor activity. Gene Ontology annotation, cellular component: cytoplasm; nucleus.
AAAUCAACUGCCAUUUCUUACUGAAGCGCAUAGUAUUGCCACCGAGCCGUAAGCUUUCCAUGUGUGAGGAGAAAUAAAAUCCAUAGAACCGGCCUGUUCCUCAUUAAACUCACUGAAAGGCAGCCACCACAAAAGAUACAUAUAUUGCCAGCGUUGUCGCAACGAAUCUGUGAGAUUUAAAAACGUUAAAAAUCGCCAAAAAGCAACCGCCUGGUAUCCCGCGCUUUUUUGGCAGGUGCAGAAUCUAUAAGAAGGCAGCAACAACAAAAAAAAUACCUUUGCAGCUGCUCAACGCUUGUCUUGCAAUUACGCAAAAUUCCAACACACCUAUAGCGACGAAAUAGAAAGUAAAGUAAAGUAAGAAAAAAAAAAAAAAAAGAGCGCAAAAAUGACUUCCGAUAUAGCGAUGCAACUGAUUGCCAUUUUGGAGAAGACAGUGUCGCCAGAUAAAAAUGAACUGCUGGCGGCAAAGAACUUUCUGGAGCAGGCGGCCAACGGCAACCUGCCCGAGUUCCUCAAGGCCCUAUCCGAAAUCCUAGUUAAUACGACAAACAGCGCGGUGGCCCGCAUGGCAGCCGGUCUCCAGCUGAAGAACCACCUGACCAGCAAGGACGAGAAAGUCAGCCAACAAUACCAGGAGCGUUGGCAUCAGUUCCCCAGCGAGAUCCGAGAGCUGAUCAAGAACAAUAUCCUGGCUGCUUUGGGGACAGAGAACACCCGACCAUCCUGUGCCGCCCAAUGCGUCGCCUAUGUGGCUGUUAUUGAGUUACCCAUCAACCGGUGGAACCCGCUCAUCCAGACUCUGGUCACCAAGGUGGUGAGCGAUGCAUCCAGUGAAAUGCAUCGCGAGGCAGCUCUGGAGGCAAUUGGCUACAUCUGCCAGGACAUUCGAUUCGGCGUUCUGGAAGGUCAGUCGAACGAGGUGCUGACCGCCAUCAUCCAUGGCAUGAGGAAAGUGGAGCCGAGCAACCACGUCCGCUUGGCAGCCACCACGGCUCUCUUGAAUUCGUUGGAGUUCACCAAGUCCAACUUCGAGAAGGACAUGGAGCGUAAUUUUAUCAUGGAGGUGGUGUGCGAAGCUACCCAGUGCCAGGAUACACAGAUCUGUGUGGCAGCUCUCCAGUGUCUGGUGAAGAUCAUGAGCUUGUACUAUCAGUUCAUGGAGCCCUACAUGGCGCAAGCUCUGUUCCCCAUCACUCUGGCAGCCAUGAAGUCGGAGAACGAUGCUAUUGCCUUGCAGGGCAUUGAGUUCUGGUCCAACGUCUGUGACGAGGAGAUCGACUUGGCUAUCGAAAGCCAGGAGGCCACCGAUCAGGGCCGAGCUCCACAGCGAGUCUCCAAGCACUAUGCCCGCGGCGCGUUGCAGUUCCUGGCUCCCGUGCUCGUCGAGAAACUAACCAAACAGGACGAAUGCGACGACGAGGAUACAUGGAGUCCAGCCAAGGCCGCUUCCGUUUGUUUGAUGGUGCUGGCCACCUGUUGCGAGGAUGAAAUUGUGCCGCAUGUCCUGCCCUUCAUCAAGGAGAACAUCGAGUCGCCCAACUGGCGGUUCCGUGAUGCCGCCGUAAUGACCUUCGGAUCGAUUCUGAAUGGCCUGGAGACCAACACCCUUAAGCCGCUCGUGGAGCAGGCAAUGCCCACGCUCAUCCGGCUGAUGUACGAUACCAGUGUGAUUGUGAGGGAUACCACCGCCUGGACCUUUGGACGCAUCUGCGACAUCAUUCCCGAAGCGGCAAUCAACAAGACCUAUCUGCAGACCCUGCUCGAGUGCUUCGUUAAGAGCCUGAAGUCGGAGCCCCGUGUCUCGGCCAACGUUUGCUGGGCCUUCAUUGGACUGUCGGAUGCCGCCUACGAGGCAGCCGUGGUCACCGAGGGCGAGACCCCAGAGACCUAUGCUCUGUCCCCGUACUUCGAGUACAUUAUCACCCAGCUGCUGGAGACCACAGACCGAUCCGAUGGAGCCCAGGCCAAUUUGAGGGGAGCUGCCUAUGAGGCACUGAUGGACAUGAUCAAGAACUCGCCCCUGGACUGCUACUUGAUUGUGCAGCGGACCACUAUCGUGAUCCUGGAGCGCCUCAACCAGGUGAUGCAGAUGGAGACGCAUAUUAGCAACCACAGCGAUCGCCAUCAGUUCAACGAUCUGCAGUCCCUGCUCUGUGCCACUCUCCAGAGCGUCCUGCGAAAGGUUCGCGAACAGGAUGCCCCCCAAAUAUCGGACGCCAUUAUGACCGCUCUGCUGACCAUGUUUAGCUCCAGCGCCGGCAAGUCUGGUGGCGUGCAGGAGGAUGCCUUCCUGGCCGUCUCCACCUUGGUGGAGCUCUUGGGCGUGCAGUUCGCCAAGUACAUGCCCGCCUUCAAGGACUUCCUGAUCAUGGGCCUGAAGAACCACGAGGAGUAUCAAGUGUGCUGUGCCUCCGUUGGUCUAACUGGCGACAUCUUCCGUGCUCUCAAGGAUCUGAUGGUGCCCUAUUGCGAUGAAAUCAUGUCCGUAUUGAUGCUCAACCUCUCCGAGCCGACUCUGCAUCCCAGCGUUAAGCCGCAAAUCUUGUCUUGUUUCGGAGAUAUCGCCCUGAGCAUUGGCAGCCACUUUGUCAAGUAUCUGAAUGUGGUGCUGGAAAUGCUCUUCGGCGCAUGCACCCUCCAGACGGAUUCCAACAACUACGACAUGAACGAGUACAUCAGCGAGCUGCGCGAAAGUGUCCUCGAAGCCUACACUGGCAUCAUUCAGGGCCUGAAGGGCCUGGACCAGACCGCCCACCCCGACGUUAUGCACAUGGAACCACAUUUGAUGCACAUCAUCAGUUUCAUUAAGCGCAUCGCUGAGGAGGGCGAUGUCUCCGAUUCGAUGAUGGCCAGUGCCGCCGGUUUUAUCGGCGACUUGUGUACAUCCUUUGGACCGGCCCUAUAUCCGCUGCUGGACGAUGUGGUGAUCAACCAGUUCCUGGCGGAGGGCAAGCGAUCCAAGGGACAGCGCACCAAGAUGCUCUGCACCUGGGCCGCCAAGGAGAUCAAGAAGAUCAACACCCAGGUUAUUCAACAGUAAUUUCAUCCCUGCUAGAGGUUAAUGUUUCCCUCAACAUUGUAUGUUAUGCAGCCAAACUGCUAUGAGUGAUAAAUGAGGAUGAGACCGGCACUUGAAUGAUUGGUGGUGACUCUGAAACCUUAGGAUCUUAGGACCCCCUCGACCCUAAUCAUGGUGAGAGCUGAGAGCCACGCCUGCAAGAACCUUUGAAAGUCUAUGGCUGUGUUAUGCGAAAUGUGUCUGAGAAUUGAGUUUGAGAACCUGAUAUGAUGCUGGUGGUGCUUGUGCAUUGAAUGGUGUGAUGAUAUUGGCAUUAAUGGUUGUUGUGAAAGAAGAUUGUCCGAAUCACCAAACUAAUCCGAAAACACUCAUCAUUUAGCACAAAAAUUUCUAUAUUUUAUACAUAACUUACAUGACUAUCUUUAAAUGUAAGAAUGAAUGUGUGCAACUGUGACUGUAUGGUAUCAUUCCAACAAAAAAAUCGAAAGAAGAGAAAAUUAUAAAAUAUUAAAGGAAAAAUUGUGAGUUUAUGUGGACUCUUGAUUUUGUUAGAUUUAGUGGUUAAGUACGAAUUUCAUGUCAUUUAGUGUAAGAAGGCUGGUAAACGGUUGAAAUGCAAGCUCCAAGCCCUCCUUUUUUGGGGCUAUAUCGAGGACUUGCAUCUUGAUCCUUACCCGGUAUGCAAGUGGUUGUCGUCUGAAGAAAAAUCUU